AUGGCGGAGGACCAGGAGGAGGACGCGCCCAUGCAAGACGCGCAGGAUCCUGAGGAGGAGCUUCCGGAGCUCUCCCUCGACAUCAUCGACCUCAUCAAGACGGCGCAGGCGCAGCACGGCCUCCGGCACGGCGACUACGGCCGGUACCGCUCGUACUGCUCGCGCCGGCUGCACCGGCUGCGUCGCGUGACGGGGUGCACGCACGGCAAGGGGCGGUACGUGAAGCGGCCGCUCGAGCCGGAGAGCGUGCGCGACGCGCGCCAGCUCAUGCUGCCGCUCUUUUGCGCCGAGCGCGCGUGGGC
Emiliania huxleyi CCMP1516 is the source of this 302-nucleotide messenger RNA. RefSeq lists its product as hypothetical. Gene Ontology annotation, molecular function: endoplasmic reticulum signal sequence receptor activity; 7S RNA binding; signal recognition particle binding. The record is from RefSeq and is a predicted model, not a curated record. The transcript has a single exon. Gene Ontology annotation, cellular component: signal recognition particle, endoplasmic reticulum targeting. The annotation marks the transcript as partial. Lineage: Eukaryota; Haptophyta; Isochrysidales; Noelaerhabdaceae. Gene Ontology annotation, biological process: SRP-dependent cotranslational protein targeting to membrane.